AUGAAGACGCUUCUCGUAUUGAUUAUAUUUAUUUCUUCCAUAUACGCAAAUAUCGAAGAGAGUGCUUUAGCUAAUUUACAAAGUUUAGAUCAUUGGAAUACGUUUCGUAUUGCCUUAUCACAUACAUUCGAUGAAUGUUUUUUUCUUGAAACAAAAUUAGACGAUACAGUUCAUGUCAUCUAUCAAGUACUUAAAGGUGGUGAUUCUCUUGUACGAGUCACAAUAACUGAUUCAUUAGGUCGUUUAGCAUAUAAUCAAGUUAAUAGCCAAUUUGGUUGGUAUGAUGAAGAAUAUACAAAAUUUGCAGGAACUUAUCGAAUAUGUUUCAAGAAUGAUCAAUAUUUCACAAAAAAACUUAUUUAUAUAGGUGUACUUGCAAUUCAUAAAGAUCGUAUUCUGGAAGCAACUAUAAACGCAAACAAUGAGAAGAAAGCUAAUGAAACUGCUGUUAUAGAAGACUUUUCUACGAAUGCUAUGCAAUUACUUCGUAAUAUUUCAAGUACACUUUAUCGUCUUACUGCUUAUCAAACAGUAGGACGAAUUCAUCAUACACAUGAUUUAUAUAUAGUUCAAGCUAAUGCAAGUUAUGUACAAAAUUGGGCUUUAUGCCAAAUAAUAACAAUGAUUGUGUGUUCAAUAAUUCAAGUUUUUAGUAUUCGACGAUUAUUUAAAUCAACAGUAUCAAAUAAAACAUCAUUGAAUAGACAAUAUAAUGAAAAUUUUAAUCAACGAACAUCACCACAUUUUAUUCUAGCUACUUAA
Molecule: messenger RNA, 762 nt
Organism: Rotaria sordida
Lineage: Eukaryota; Metazoa; Rotifera; Eurotatoria; Philodinida; Philodinidae
Source: the annotation of a GenBank genome assembly